Molecule: messenger RNA, 171 nt
Organism: Pseudogymnoascus verrucosus
Lineage: Eukaryota; Fungi; Ascomycota; Leotiomycetes; Thelebolales; Thelebolaceae
Exons: 3
Coding region: 1-171 (56 amino acids)
Source: RefSeq, a predicted model, not a curated record
AUGUCCACCCCCAACGACGCAGCUGAUGUGUUCAGUCGCCUCACCAUGGAUCAACCCGAGGAGUCGUCGACUGCUGACGCAAACAUCCAUAAUGCGCAUGUGCAGAAGAUGUUGGCGGAUCUGGAAUUGCCCCUGUACCCCGAUAUCGCAAUUACCACAGCAAGGGCCUAA